This is a messenger RNA of Mauremys mutica (yellowpond turtle), 2281 nucleotides long. RefSeq names its product butyrophilin subfamily 3 member A2-like. The transcript has 10 exons. Gene Ontology annotation, molecular function: signaling receptor binding. Gene Ontology annotation, cellular component: external side of plasma membrane. NCBI's taxonomy places the organism in Eukaryota, Metazoa, Chordata, Testudines, Geoemydidae. The record is from RefSeq and is a predicted model, not a curated record. Gene Ontology annotation, biological process: T cell receptor signaling pathway; regulation of cytokine production. The coding region runs from base 609 to 1751 and encodes 380 amino acids.
UGUGAUGGCCACCGCUUCCCGCAGCUCCCAUUGGCCAGGAAUGGUGAACCGCGGCCAUUGGGAGCUGCAGGUGGCCGUGCCUGCGGAUGGUCAAUGUAAACAAACUGUCUCGUGGCCCGCUAGCGGAUUACUCUGACGGGCCGCAAGCCAAAGGUUGCCGACCCCUGCUCUAGCUGAUGUUACAUUGAUGUGUGUGACCAGGACGCAGAGACGGAGCUUGUUCAGAAAGCCAAAGGGUGAUGUUAUUCACUGGAAUGCCCCCCACUGCCCCGAGGUAGCGAGAUCCCCAGAAUACCCUCACCUGGGACAGAUGUUGCUGGGAGAUGGAGCUGCUUUCCCCAAAGCAAUAAGUGGCCUAAGCUCAAGAGCUUUGCCUGCACUGGCUUGUUUUCCUUAAUACCUCCCUUCUUAUUUAUUCAUUCACUGGGAUUACGGUAACACCUAAAUGCCCAAACCAAGAUGGGGGCCCCAAUGUACUGGGCCCUGGACACACCAAUAGUGAGAGACCAUCUCUGCCCUGGAGAGCUUCGUACAAUCUAAACAGACCAGACAGCAGCUCGGGGGUUUUAGCUCAGAGACUGUAGGGAAAAUCCCUUCCCUUUGGCUGUAUGUUAGGCAGCAGUGAGGCCUGUUACCUCCUCCCUGCAGCUCCAUGGCACUGUCACUGCAUCACACGCACACGCCAUCUGGUUUGUUAUUUCUCCUGUUCCCCAGACCCAGCUAUGAUGAUGGGGAAGGUUCCCUCCUUCUCCCCCGGCUCCACAGUGAGCUCCGCUCUGCCCGGCUACGUCGCUCUCUGCCUCGCUCUACAGGUGCAGAGGCUGGUGUCAGCACAGUUCACAGUGACUGGACCUGAUCGUCCAAUCACAGCAUCUGUCAGUGGGGAGGCCGUCCUGCCCUGCCACCUCUCCCCCAGGAUGAGCGCUCAGAGCAUGGAGGUGAGAUGGAUCCGAUCCCAGGACUCUGCAGUUGUGCACCUGUACCAAAAUGGGCAGGAUCAGUAUGAAAAUCAGAUGUUGGACUAUCAAGGAAGGACAGAGCUGCUGAAAGAUGACAUCACCAGUGGAAGUGUUUCCCUGAGAAUACGUUAUAUCCGACCUUCUGACGAAGGUCUGACGCUUGUUUAUUUCAAUCACUUACCUUUUUUCAAGGCGCCUCAGUGCUCCUGCAGGUGGAAGGUUUGGGCUCUGGCCCUGACAUCUCUGUGGAGGGACAUCAGGACGGAGGGAUCAAGGUGGUGUGUCGUUCAUCCAGAUGGUACCCACAGCCCGAGGCUCAGUGGAGAGAUCUUCAGGGGCAGUUCUUACCAUCAGCCUCUGAAAACAUCCCAAGCAGCCGGUGGCCUGUUUCAAACAGAGAUUGCCAUUGUUAUAACAGAAGAGUCCAACCAGAAAGUGUCCUGCUGUGUUAGGAACCCGCGUGUCAACCAGGAGAGAGAGUCAGCAAUUUACAUAGCAGAUCUCUUUUUUCCACGGGUCUCUCCCUGGGUGGUGGCUCUGGCAGUGAUCCUGGCUCUUGUCAUUGUCCUGGCCAUCUGCUGCAUCUGGACACAACGCAGAGCAAAAGAGACCCUGCAAACUCAUAUGAAGAAUCAGAAGGGGAUUCUGCUAACUGAAAUGGAGCGUGAGAAUGAGAGACUGCAAUCUGAACUGGCGAAACAGAAAGAUCUUGAGAUAAAGAUUCAAAUAAAAGCAAGCAAAAGGAUUAUAAUAUGGAGAUAUACCUCUCAUAUAAAACUGGAAGGAUGUUGAAAGAAAACAUAUUUCAGAGAAAGUGGAACAUGAGGCAAUGGCAGGUAAGUGCGGUUUUACUAGGUUUCAUCAAGCUUAAUCUUGGAAAGUGAACACUGAAAAUGCUGUGUAUAAAGUAAACUGAUGUGUGGUACUUGUUACAGUGACACACAAGACAAGGGGAAAUCCAGGCCUAGGACUGAUAAUAUACAGUAGAGAUUUUUAGAUAGAAAUAAUAAAUGGAAAAUUUGUGGCACUGAAAUAUGAAUAUUAAGUUUUAUUUUUCACAUUAACCCUUGGAAAAAACAAACAAACUUCACUUUCUGUCUUCAGAGAGAUCUUGUAAUAGUAAGCAGAGGUAAAUAGUGAGGUGGCAAAAUUUGCAGAGGAUACAAAACUACUCGAGAGUUAAGUACAAAGCUGACCGUGUUAAAAAGGGAUCUCACAAAACUGAGACUGGGCAACAAAAUGACAGAUGAAAUUCAAUGUUGAUAAAUGUAAAGUGAUGCACAUUGGAAAACAUAAACCCAACUAUAGAUAGCUCUGGUCAC